CUUUGUUUUACGGUUGCGCAUGAGAAGACACAUGAAUAUGGAUACAGCUCAAACAAAGAAUGAUAUUAUCUAGGGAAUGAGACGUGGCCUGAAAUGGGAAAACAUUGCACUACAAUGGAUAAGGUCUUUUUCUCUGAAAUUCCUGUACACGACAAUAUAAACUCGCAACCUAAUGAUGGAGAUCGUCUUCAACCACCUCGAAAAACCAAUGAAAAUUCGACUUGUAUAUUCAAGGGAUUUUUCUUCAUCUUCGGUUUUUCCGUGAAUUUCAUUCACGGUUUGCUCACGUCUGCCACCCAAGACAUCCUUGAAGGCACCGACCACCCCUCGUCUUUGGUCGUCAUUCUACUCAACACUCCGUACAUAACCGUGGCUCUCAUUCUACCUUAUUUUAUCCAGAGGAUAUCCCCAUUCGGUUUUGCAGUCAGUACAUUCGUGUCUUUUGAAAUUUCUACAGGAUUGUCUGCCUUCAGCAGGAAUAACUUGCAGCUAUUUGGACUAGUACUGACGUCGGUUUCUACUGGUAUUGCUGAGGUGGGUUUCUUUUCUUCCAGUGUUUUUAACGAGGAUGUCGCUGUAAAUAUCUACACUUUUGGAGCAGGAGCUGGGCUUUUUGGUGGACCAUUAUUUUACUCUGCGAUGACAAGCUGGAUUUGUAUCUCACCAAGCACAACUUUAGCGGCGAUGCUUUGCUUCCCCCCGAUUGUCUUCAUAUUUCAUUGCUAUGUUGCUAAGAAGCAGGGGGAGGCAAGCGGGAAAGAAAAUAAUUCAAAACGUGGGGUUGUAUACACUCUACUUCCAGCCCAAGACACCGAGAAUAGCGAUCGAAAGAACCGGCCCAGCUUGACUUACCGCGGUAGGUUGUACGUAUGUUGGAAAACUCUGCCUGUAUGGAUAGCCCUAUUCCUAGGGAACUUUUGCGAGAUAUUACUUCUACAGUCGGUAGCUACGACACUAGCAUUCUCAAACUCUUCCUUCGAUCCGGGCACACAUUACGUGUACUACGUAACCGCAGAAUCGAUAGGGCAACUUGCUGGUCGAUCAUAUGGGGCUAUCAUAUCUUCGUGUUUCAAAAUCAAUACCACAACAAGGCACGUGUGGAUCUUCUCUGGAAUACUUGUCGUGGAUUUAUUUUUUCUCAUCUAUGCUUCCUGGUACCGUUUUCUUCCAAACGUUUGGAUCGUAUUGUCACUGAUGCUAGUGACGGGGCUGAGUGAGGGUGCGCUUUUUGCCAACUCGUUUUCCAAUGUUCCGCGUGGUCUAAGCCCACACCAGGUCGGCUUUAGCCGUGGCUUAUUAACAGUAGCAUAUGGAGGUGGCAUUUUAAUGGCAGGAUUUUUGGGUUUCUCGACAGAAACUGGACUUAAAAGUCGGUGUCUGCAAACUGGUACGCCGGCAAAGUACUGCAUUGCAAGGUCUAUGUCCGGGUGGAGCGAGUCGUCUUGUGCGCGGCAUUAACAAUUAAAUAUUAUUGAUGUUAUAAAGGUGCAUGAUGAUACGACUGAUGCUGGAACAUGGAUGAUGUUUGUUGGAACAAAAUCAAACUUUAGCGGGCACUGAAAAUUGGAAAUGGAUUGGUUUGGUGUGGUGUUGAUGUUGAUGCCAUGCUGACUGAUAAACCAUAAUGUGUACGUUUUUUAAAAUGGAUUUCCGAUCAAAUUCCAUUUGUUCAAUGGCAUCAUUUCUUAUACACAGGAAAUGCUGAAUAAAUUAUAAAUUAUAUCAUUAAAUAUACAAAACUUUUCUGGGGCAGUAAAAUAUCCUGUACAGGGCCGAUCGAGGAAUUGAUGAGGGGCGUAUCCCAAAUGAAGAAAUGCGCAUAGAGAUGUUUGAUACAUACUGAAUCACUUUGGACCAUACUGGAAAGCGCUGGCUAUAUAGUGGUAACGCUACAAAUACACUAUAAGAAUAUUAUGUCGGUAGCAAGUGCCCCAAAACCUUUCCGGGGCAUCACCAUAAACUCUAAGUCAUAACUGUUAAAAUAGGUUUAUUUAUAAAUAAACAAGAAAUAAAUACCAAUUAUGAACAUGAACGGAUAUCUUUACAGAAAAUAUCAUAACCUCUCGUAAGACUGAGUAUAAACGUCUUUUGAAUAACAAUUUUGUCAUUAUUGAAAUAUGUUUGAAAACUGAAGAGAAAAAACGAGUGAAAAAGUUUAAAAUAUAUGUAUGUUAGUUAUAAUGGAAAAUUUGCAAACUUCCCCCUAUAGACCAUUUGUCAUUCCCUUGAGUAUUAUUUUUUUGUUCGCUAAUCACAUUUAAGAAGAUACGUUUGAUUGGGAAGAAACUUAAGCUAAAAAUGUGUUCGAAGGAAUUUGACAUGGGAAAACAUGACAUUCGAAACAGAAGGUUGGGCUCCUGUUAAACGUCGAACUUCACAUUAG
Actinia tenebrosa (Australian red waratah sea anemone) is the source of this 2383-nucleotide messenger RNA. RefSeq lists its product as uncharacterized. Gene Ontology annotation, cellular component: membrane; vacuole. Gene Ontology annotation, biological process: regulation of intracellular pH. The record is from RefSeq and is a predicted model, not a curated record. NCBI's taxonomy places the organism in Eukaryota, Metazoa, Cnidaria, Anthozoa, Actiniaria, Actiniidae.